AUGCCGCCCUUCAGCUGGGACAAGACCAAGGACUACUCGAAGCGCGGCUUCGACAAAGCAUGGCACACCGUCGACAAGCUCGGCGGCCCCGUCAACCGGCUCUCCAACCGCCUCGGCGCCGAGGCCUUCUGGCCCAUGUCCAUCGACAAAGAGAGCGACAAGGCCGCGCGCAUCCUGCGUAGCUUCUGUAAGGAUGGCUUCUAUGCCCCCGAGUCGGAGGUGACGACCGAUGACCAGGGCAAGAUUAAUCGGCCCAAGGGCAAGCAGCGCGUUAUCAAGAAGAUUCCCUCCGAUGUCGUGAAGCAGGCCAAGGGGAUUGCGGUGUUCACUACGAUGCGCACCGGUCUCUGGAUGAGCGGGUCGGGUGGGAGUGGUGUGCUUCUUGCGCGGAUACCCGAAACUGGUGAAUGGAGUCCGCCGUCUGGGAUUAUGUUGCACACCGCCGGCAUUGGGUUCUUAGCUGGUGUCGAUAUAUAUGAUUGCGUGGUGAUUAUCAAUACAGUCGAGGCGCUCGAUGCCUUCAAGAAGGUGCGCUGUACACUGGGCGGCGAGAUCAGUGCCGCUGCUGGGCCAGUUGGUAUGGGCGGCGUGCUGGACUCCGAGGUACACAAACGCCAAGCGCCGAUUUGGACUUACAUGAAGAGCAAAGGUCUCUAUGCCGGAGUGGCCGUCGACGGGACCAUUGUCAUCGAGCGCACUGACGAGAACGAGCGGUUUUAUGGAGAACGCCUCUCAGUCACCGAGAUUCUGGCCGGCAAAGUCAGACAUCCGCCCGACUCUAUCAACACACUCCUAGAAACCAUCAAGGCAGCACAAGGCGACGGCGACGUCGACGUAAGUCUAGUCGCGCCGGCGGGCGAAACACCUGGUGACAUCGAGCUGCCUGAUAAUGAUGGUCAACCGUUUGGCGUGCCGGCCGAAGACGACCCUGACCCGUACGGAGUGAAAGCGCUGGAGGCCGAGGGCCUGUUCAUCCGGGAGGCCGGCACCAAGGUGAGGCCAAGCCUUGAUGUUUUUGAGUUCCGACCACACCACAACAGCCCCGUGUUCACCACGCUCUCGCGGCGCAGCGCGGACAGCUCGCCGCGGAAUAGCUGGCGCACCGGCAGCUGGCGCGCGAGCGUCCAGAGCUACACGAGUGCAGACCGUGCUACCCAAACUGAUGACGCUCCGCUAACUGCGCCAACAUCAGUAAGCCGAGCAUCCUCCCGCAGCGCGAAGGCGGAGUCGACCGAGCUUGCGGCACAACCGAGCCCGUGGGAUGAGGAUCCCGCCCGUUGGGAUACUGGGGAAGAGAAAGAGCAGGAUGACGAAAAAGUGGAUGGUACGAAGGAAAUCGACUCCGAGGAUGACCUGGAAGUGCACGAAGUGAGCAACGCUACCGUCAGUAAGCAGGAGGCUGUCGUGACUACGCCGACCCGGGUGGAAGAGGAAUCCAGCGACUCCAAGCUCAUGUCGCCCACUUUCACUCGUGCUCGCCUGGUCACCAUCCCGAAGACAAAGCGUCCCACGCCGCCGCCACUGCCUCCCCGCCAUCCGCAGCACAUCUGGGGUUCGGAAUCCAGCCAGGAUUCCACUUCUCCAACCGGCCUCUCGCACUCCAGUCGCAGCACCGAACCCACCGAAGCCAACGAGCGUUCUGAGUCUGUUGAGCCUGUCGAACCUGUUGAGCCUGUCAAUGAUCUUCCUUCCAAUGUUAAAAAUCUGCAGGUCAGCUCAGCUCUUCCUGCCGUUACCGAUGAAGAUCUUGAUGAAGACAAUAUGGAGUCCCACGAGCGUUCUGAGUCUGCUGAACCUGUCGAACCUGUCAAUGACCUUCCUUCCAAUGUGAAAACACUGCAGGUCAACUCAGCUCUUCCUGCCGUUACCGAUGAAGACCUUGAUGAAGACGAUAUGGAGUCCAACGAGCGUUCUGAGUCUGCUGAGCCUGUCGAACCUGUUGAGCCUGUCAAUGACCUUCCUCCCAAUGUGAAAACACUGCAGGUCAGCUCAGCUCUUCCUGCCGUUACCGAUGAAGAUCUUGAUGAAGACGAUAUGGAGUCCAUUCCUGAGACACCGCUUGACAUGGACGAGUUCCACUCUGUUGAUGGUGAUCACGAGUCGGAUGUUGAAGACGCUACUAUCGUGGAGGACCUCCCGACUGAACGGAAAGAGUCGGUUGAGACUGUCUCUCCAGACCAAGAGGAGGCUACAGCAGAACAAGCGCAAGCACAUGAAGACAGACCCGAGACACCCAGUGAACUGCUUGACCACAAACUGGGAGAGAUCCACAUCGACGAGUCGCAUCCCGACACGGAAGCUAACACCGAUGCGGACAAGGAUGUCACUAGCUCUGUCUCUGCCGAGACUGCUUAG
Molecule: messenger RNA, 2355 nt
Organism: Penicillium lagena
Lineage: Eukaryota; Fungi; Ascomycota; Eurotiomycetes; Eurotiales; Aspergillaceae
Product: lipid-binding SYLF domain-containing protein
Exons: 1
Coding region: 1-2355 (784 amino acids)
Molecular function (GO): phosphatidylinositol binding
Source: RefSeq, a predicted model, not a curated record